GAGAUCUCUACGGUCAGCAUGCACGUAUACACCAACACAUCGUGAAUAAUCUUAAUCAUCUGCUCCGCCGUGACAUCAAUGUACACGACCGGAAUUUAAACAUGACGUUUUGAUGGAAUUGUUAUGAUAUCACUGGAGCGCGUUGUGCACCUUCUGAGCUGGUAUUCGAUCUAGAAACGACAAGUGCAUGACGCAAAGCUUCACCGCAUUGUCGGCGGAAUAGACUAUUAUUUUGACAAUUAACGCCACACCUAAAUUACGCAAUUUAUUUAUCAUAAAUUCCAAGCAUCUCCAAAGUGUACCAAUACCUAUCGUGUGCAUGAAGAUUCUGUCUAGCUCUGACUGUGAUAUUUAUAAUUUCAUUUUCUAUGUACGCAAUUCCCCCGUGGAGAUCACGAGUGUAGAUACGCGUUUGAAUUCUAGAUUCCAAUUUAUAGAAAACUGUGGAAUUCUAGCGGAACAUUUUUAUGAGGCUUCCUUUCCGUAGUGUUGAACAGGUCUAUACAUAGAGCGUGCUGCGGCAAAAGUUGUAUUCAUGCCUUUUUGUCUGAGAAGUAACGCAACUUGCAAAAUGGAAGAAUAUUCUGUUGCAUCUGAUGUAUCAGUGGUGGAUGUAUAUGAUAUCGCAUCAGAGAUAGGAAAGGAAUGCGAAAAGCUUAUAGAUCUGUAUGGAGUGGAAUCAGUAACUAAUCUUAUGCCAAAGGUGAUAAACGCUUUAGAAUUACUUGAGAAUCUUGCUACUAAAAAUGAAGGUGAAAAUACUAUGGUGCAAGAGCUGAGUGCUAAGAUCUCUCAGCUUGAGAGUGAUAAGAUUGGAAAAGCUGAAGAUCGACAAAGAUUUGAAAAGGAAUUGGAACAGAUUGAAGAGCAUUGGAGACAAGAAUCUCGUGAUUUAGUAGCUAUGGUUACUAGAUUACAGGAAGAGAAUAGACGAUUAGCUGGAUCCUUGCAAGAGUCUCGCAGUGACAGUCAGUACAGCAGUAAACAAACAACUAUCACAGCUAGUCAGGAAGUUGAUAUAGCUGUUUUGCAACAUUUGAGGUCCAUGAUAGAUAAACAGAGAGAUCAGAUUCGUGCUAGAGACCGGGAAUUAUCACAAAAGACUGCAGAAAUUGAAAAUUUGACUGCACAGGUGGAGAAGCUUACCCUACUCGGACGGGAAUUAAAACGCAAACAACGACAGGCGCAAAUGCAGGCCCGGGGUUUAGUAGAAGAGAGGGCUGACUUUUUAGCUCAACUGCAGGAUCAGAAUCGUGAACUUAUACAGCUUCGGGGUCGGCUUGGCAUGGCUAAGAAAGAAAAUGAAGAUUUAAGUAAAUUACAGGGCUGUCCUGAUUUAACGAAUAAAGCGAUUUAUGACUUGGAUGACCCCGAUAGACCCAGAUUUACAACUGCUGAGCUGAAAGAAAUUUUGCAUGAGCGAAAUGAAUUGAAAGCAAGAGUUUCUGAUCUUGAAGACGAAUUGGAACUGUACCGACCAAAACCUGAAAUCCUGGAGGAAGAGGCACCCGUACAAGGACCGCUCCCUUACGAACCAGAUGACGCACCUUGGAAAAAAUCCUCUGAAUCUGGCAUUCGUAAAUUCUUCCGAAAAAUAUUCUCCGAAUCCAGCAGCAGUUUUCUCGGAGGUAGUAGCCCUAGACGGAGUCUUUCUAGUCUUUCAAAAAUGGCCCUAUCCGGUAGCAGUACCUGUGAUACGUCUAUAUAAUGCUUUCUUAAAAAUGCGUUGGAUAAUUUUAAGUAAUUAACCAAGAACGAUGUUGCUUAUAAGUACACUUUUUAUUUAUAUUUAAUCAUGUUCUAACUGCUUGACAUAGAUAUAUAAUUUUAACGUAGAUAUGCGACGCGUAUGAGAAAGAUUGUUGACGUUAUUAAGACCUGGUUCAUAGUAGAUGUGCAUGUAAUGAACGAACUGAAAACAUUACACUUGUAUAAAUCUAUAACGAAGAUACAUGCAUGUAUAUAAUACUUGUAUAGUUGUAAAAAAAAAGGACAAUGUGUGUUUAGCUGCACGACUUUAGUAUAUUACGUAACUUCGCUUAUGUUUUUGUAUUCGACACCUUCAAAUAUCAAAUUCAAGAAGGUAAAAUUAAUAUGCAAAAUCGUAAUGCAUGUAAAAAAAAGAUAGGGAUACAAAUAGAAAAGAACAUUUCUAAUUUCUUCCAAAAUUGUUAUAGUGCGUGUAGUGUUAAAUGUGCGUUGAUAAAGUUCUAAUCAUAUCUAAUAUGAAACAGGUCUCAUUCUAGACACCAAAGUAAUUAUUGUUUAUCGCUAGAACUUUGAAGAUUUAUUGCAGAUCAAUCUUUCUUAUCUUUCAGUAAGAUAUAAUUUAUAAUUUAUUUUAUUGACAUUAAUGCAUUAAAAAUCUAUAAUUUUGCAACUGAGAACGAAAUUAUGAGAGUAAAUUGCAAAGAUUAUAAUUCGUGUAGGCUUUAUUUUAUAUAUUAACUUUUUUAUAUAUUUUUUAUCUUGAAUAUGUUCAUGCAUUUAUCACAUGGUUGAAGCACGCAAUGUUUCAACUUGUAUCGCAUUUUUAUCUUUAAAUUUUACAUUGGUAUAUAAGCAAUAACAUUCUUAUAUAUUUUUAACUUUUCUACUUUAU
Linepithema humile (Argentine ant) is the source of this 2602-nucleotide messenger RNA. It is a transcript of the gene Rilpl, whose product is annotated as Rab interacting lysosomal protein like. Lineage: Eukaryota; Metazoa; Arthropoda; Insecta; Hymenoptera; Formicidae. The record is from RefSeq and is a predicted model, not a curated record. Gene Ontology annotation, molecular function: small GTPase binding; dynein light intermediate chain binding; protein dimerization activity. Gene Ontology annotation, cellular component: ciliary basal body; cytoplasm. Gene Ontology annotation, biological process: cilium assembly.